CCCCCACACACUCAUCCCUCCUUUCUUCCACUCCAUCCCCCUCUUUCAACUCCUCCUUCUCGCUCACUACCGCUAUUUCCAACAGCUGAUUUCCAGACCAGAGAGAGAGGAACACGGCGAGACAGUUCAGGUUCGGAAUCAGCUGCUGCAGAAGGAUUCACAGCGAGUAGAGAUGCGGGGAGAGCGCUGUGGUCCGUCAUGAAGAUCUGAGCUCCGCCGCCGCUCCGUCAGCUCCGAGAGGAUGGCUUUCCAUGGAUCCUCACGGCCAACAGUGUGUGGUAACAUGUUCCCUGGAUCAGAGUUAAGUCACAAGUAUUUUUGUGUCAACACCACGACCGGCACUACCUCAACGGGCCUCAGCGCAACACCAAAUCCAGCUGGACCCAACGCACCUGCUGGGACACCCAGGCACCCGGCGUCUCUCGGGGGCAGCACCGGCGGAGGGGCGGCCAUCCCGCAACCUCACAGUAACCCAGCAAGUGAGGUUCCAAGCCCUGCUGAGAUGGAGCCUGAUCGGCCUAUCGGUUAUGGUGCGUUUGGAGUGGUCUGGUCUGUGACGGACCCUCGGGAUGGACGUAAGGUGGCUCUGAAGAAAAUGCCGAAUGUCUUCCAGAACCUGGUCUCCUGCAAACGUGUGUUCAGGGAACUCCGGAUGCUGUGUUUCUUUAAACAUGACAAUGUGUUGUCUGCCCAAGACAUUCUCCAACCUCCACAAAUCGACUGCUUUGAGGAGAUAUACGUGAUCACUGAGCUCAUGCAGAGUGACCUGCAUAAAGUCAUCGUCUCCCCUCAGCCUCUCACCACCGAUCACAUCAAGGUGUUCCUCUACCAGAUACUAAGGGGGCUGAAAUACCUGCAUUCUGCAGGCAUUCUGCACAGAGACAUCAAGCCAGGGAACCUGCUGGUCAACAGCAACUGUCUGCUUAAGAUUUGUGACUUUGGCCUAGCACGAGUAGAGGAGCCAGAUCCUUCUCGUCACAUGACCCAGGAGGUGGUGACGCAGUAUUACCGUGCUCCGGAGGUUCUGAUGGGAUGCCAGCAUUACACUUCAUCGAUAGAUGUCUGGUCUGUAGGCUGCAUCUUCGCAGAGUUGCUAGGCAGACGUAUUCUUUUCCAGGCUCAGAGCCCCAUACAACAGUUGGAUCUGAUCACUGAUCUCCUCGGGACUCCUCCUCUUUCUGCCAUGGCAUCUGCGUGUGAAGGGGCGCGAGCGCAUAUUCUUAGAGGACCCCACAAACCACCCUCGCUUUCUGUUCUGUACAUGCUGUCAGACGGGGCAACACAUGAAGCUGUUCAUCUUUUGUGCCGCAUGCUAGUUUUUGAUCCAGCCAAGCGCAUCUCUGGCAGUGACGCUCUGUCUCAUCCGUACUUGGACGAGGGUCGUCUGCGGUACCACACCUGCAUGUGUAAGUGCUGUUACUCUGUGCCCAGCGGGAGGGUGUACACCCGAGACUUUGAGCCGCCUGCAGAGCGACCUUUCAGUCACAACUAUGAGCAGAGCAUGCACUCCGUCUGGCAGGGCAAAGAGCUCAUCCAUCGUUUUAUAACCGAGCACCAGCAAGGCAAACGAGUGCCUUUGUGCAUCAAUCCCCAGAGUGCAGCCUUCAAAACCUUCAUUAGGUCCACAGCCUGGCAUUCUUCAAAAGUGUCAAGGAAAGAAGAGAGAUGAGGGGGAUUCUGGGUAAUGUGGAUCAUAGGAGCAAGCAUGCGUUGGAGAUGAAGAUGGUUUUUGAUGGAUUCUCAGCACUCGUUCCAGUUCCACACCACUGAUGAAUAAUGCUUCUGAUGCUGCUGAGAACACUUUUAUAUCGACUCCACUCGAGGAUUACGGGAACUAGAAUUUCCCACAAAAAAAAAAAAAAAAGGAAAUCUCAUGGAUUGUUGAAUUUUGACUAAAUGAGCCAACGUCAAAGUUGUGCAAUACAGAUAUCUGGAAUAAUGCAAAUGACAAGACCGCGCUGACCAUGAUUUCACUAAGGGAUGAGAUGACCGUGCCCAUGAGCCCAUAGCAUCGCCUGUGCAGCCAUCUUUACUCCGAGUGCAUCUCCAAACUCUGUCUAGACUUCUAUCACUGUGUUCUUUUUGCGGGUUCUUAGGUUUUAUUCUUAAACUUCUGAUAACCAAAAGAUCCAAAGUCAUCUUUCUUUAUUAAUGCUUCCUCAUUCAAUUUAAUGCUUUCUGUUCAAUUUUCUACUCAUUUUUUUUUUAGGGGGGCUGGGGGUUAUUCUGCAGUUUCUUCUAUAGCCUCUCAACAUUAUGAAACAUCCUGUUCAAACGAUCCUUCAGCAGAUGCUUUAGAGUUGUAUCAGAACGCUGUAUAGAAGUGACAGUGUUUCGUGCCAACAGACGUACGUACGUUUAUCUGUGGGAUUUAUAUUUUGUUCCAUUCCCAGCUGAAGCAUCUUCCCAAAUGUCCCGCCCCCCUCCUAGGACCAAACAAGAUUGAUGUCAGUAUCCUGCUCUCUGAUUGGGCGAGGCUCUGUAGGCAGAGAAGAUAGAUUGAAUAUUAUUUAUUUUCUCUUUUUAAUUUAUUGUUGUCUUGUCCAACUGUGGUUGGCGGACCAGUUUCUUGGGUUUCAUAAUGGCAUGAGCGAGCCGUCUGGUCUGUUUUUGAAAAACUGUGCGUUUCGGAGAAUUUAGGGAAUGUGCAGUGUUGUGCUUUUUUCAAUAUGUCAUUACCUCAACUGGCCCUCAGUUUACAGGGCUGUUGUAUAUAGACUGAACCCAAUCGUUUAUCAAAAAAUGUACUGUAAUGUAGUCGAAUGACGUCAAGUGUGUGUGUGUGCGUGUGUGUGGAGCUUCUCUACUGGGCCGCAGUCGAUCCCUGAAUCCGUCUGCUUUUCCUUUUGCUUCAGAGCAGAUUGUUGGGACAGUGGCUUAUGGUUAAUUUUAGAUAGUUGUGGGGGAAAUGCUGCUGUUCGUGUAAUACCUCUAAAACCUCCCUGACUCAUUUGUAAAAGUAACACGUCUAGAGCUCAGGUUUCAUAUUAUACAAUAUGAACUAGACUGUAGACACUGUAGUGGACAGUAGAUCCAGGCAGUAGCUGGUGCUCUCUGGGAUUAUUGCAGAGAGCUGAAUACUCAAAAAUGCCCAGUACUGUAAAGGUUUGCAUCCUACCACCAGAUGGCAACAAAAGCACGGCACGUUUGGAUGCAUCAAGGCAGAUGUUGCUCAUCAGUAAAGUCUCUCAAUGCUUGUGUGUAUGGACUUCACUUGGAUUGGCAAUUGCAGUGAAUUAAGGGUUUUAUUUUAGAAACUUUUUCUUUUUUUAUGUGUUAUUUAAUUUUAUUAUAGGACAAUGCAUCCUCCCCCCACCCCCAUGUAUUGUGACCAAUUUUUUUUUUUUUUUAGCUUUUGGAUGAAAUGUUUAGUUUAAGUAGAUGAUGUUUUUAUGACCACUUUUGCUAUUGUCUUGGUAGAGAAGCUUGCUAAAUAGUGAAGGAAUGAAGAUCGGUGGCUUGGUUUAGUCUUACUGACUGCCAAGCUGAAAGUAGACAUUUUACGUAAAUGGUGAAUUUCUUUCAGUCGUAAGAUAAUAGAUGUUAGACAUUUUUAAGAUGAAUCUCAAAACUUGAUAUUCGUGUCAAUGACUAUUAUUCUGAAAAAAUGAUUGAACAGUUGUUUUAAGAUGGUUAUUACUUUCUUGUUAUCUGUUUUUGUUUUUAUUUUAAUUCUUUUUUUCUUUUUCUUUUUUGUCUUUGCAUUUUAAAAGAAAACAUGUUUUUGGAUUUGUGUUCCCAACAAAUACUUGAAGUUUUUAAGAAAGAAAAAAAAAAAAAGAGAGAUGUGGGUUUGGGUAAAAUAGACAUUAAAGAGACAGACACUGGAA
Carassius gibelio (silver crucian carp) is the source of this 3830-nucleotide messenger RNA. RefSeq names its product nemo-like kinase, type 1 (gene nlk1). The transcript has 12 exons. Gene Ontology annotation, cellular component: cytoplasm; nucleus. The record is from RefSeq and is a predicted model, not a curated record. Gene Ontology annotation, molecular function: MAP kinase activity; ATP binding. Lineage: Eukaryota; Metazoa; Chordata; Actinopteri; Cypriniformes; Cyprinidae. Bases 242 to 1669 code for a protein of 475 amino acids. Gene Ontology annotation, biological process: intracellular signal transduction; protein phosphorylation.